Messenger RNA from Ricinus communis (castor bean), 1691 nucleotides. RefSeq names its product protein FIP1. Gene Ontology annotation, cellular component: late endosome; lysosomal membrane. The transcript is spliced from 14 exons. Lineage: Eukaryota; Viridiplantae; Streptophyta; Magnoliopsida; Malpighiales; Euphorbiaceae. The record is from RefSeq and is a predicted model, not a curated record. Bases 459 to 1529 code for a protein of 356 amino acids.
CAGUUUCCAGAUUACAACAACUGACAGCAAUUUAUUAUGGCAAUAAAUUCCAGGAAUUCUUCUAUGAAUAAGAUAAAAAGUUGUGGUGUAAAAUGCCAAAUAAUUCAAAUGAAAUACGCAAUUUGUAUUGGAAUAUGAUCAAUGGUAAUCUGUGUCUGAUGUAUAUAAUAAUGAUAAAAAGAUUUUCUGAAAUUGUUCAACCAAACAAGCAAAAUAAAUGGGCCGUCUGGGAACCAUAGCCAUGGCCCAAUCUCACAAAUGUUCGACCCACUAAUAGAAUUUGCUACAUCACAAGUCAAACGUUUCUAAAUGAAAAAACAAACUGAGGUAGCAACGCUGAUUCUGCAACCAAAAGCAUCUCCUUUCAACAUAAAUAGUUUCUGCACAAUAUGAUGAUCUAAACUCCGUCCUUUUUUUUUCUUGGAAAAAGAAAAAGGAAACAAAAAUAGCCCUAAAAGAUGUCGGUAGAGAGACAUGGCAAUUCUCCGUCUACAUCUCAUGAAGAAACUAGCAUGUUCGUCGAUAUACUGCACGAGGCUCCUUUAUGCGGUCACCGGAAACGGAGGAGUAUUUUUGGAGCUGUUGUUUACUGUGUUAUACUGGCAGGUUAUUCUGUUUUAGGUGCAGUAGCUCCAAUUCUAUUUCAUCACCGAUUAGUCCCUUCUUUACUAUCUAGUUGCGAUGUUGCUCUAUUAAUAAUAACAGGCAUCUUCCAACAAUAUUUUGUUUCUCAAGUCCAGAAAAUUCGUUUACAGGGUUAUUAUAGUUUUAGCCAGAAGUUGAAGCAUAUUGUUCGCUUGCCAUUUGCCAUCACUGCUUAUGGAACUGCUGCCAUGCUGCUUGUAAUGGUAUGGAAACCUCAAAUCAGUUUUCUUUCCAUCUCAGCAUUACUGAGGAUUAUUAUGUUGACUGAAGCAGUAUGUGCUGUAUCCUUUAUGAGCAUUUAUAUUGGUUAUUUGCACCAGUAUAAUUCAUUGGACUCUCAACCUGAUAUUUUGAAGUCAUUAUAUUCUCCACUUCAAGAGUCAAGUCCUUUAGAAAGUUUGAGGUAUCAUCAUGGGGGUCGACUUUCUGAUCAGCAAAUGGCUUUGCUUCAAUAUCAGCGCGAGAACCUUCAUUUUAUGAGUGAGGAGAUUCUUCGAUUGCAAGAGUGCUUAAGUAAAUAUGAACGGUCUAGCGAUGGGAGCACGCCACAGGUUGAUCUUGCCCAUAUGUUAGCUGCUCGUGAACAGGAAUUACGUACUCUUUCCGCUGAGAUGAAUCAACUACAAACUGAGCUAAGGCUUGCUCGGUCUUUGAUAGCUGAGAGGGACUCUGAGGUACAGCAAGUGCGCACUACAAACAAUCAGUACGUGGAAGAGAAUGAAAGAUUGAGAGCUAUCUUAGGGGAAUGGAGCACACGAGCAGCAAAGCUUGAACGAGCAUUGGAGGUUGAGCGAUUAUCAAAUCUUGAAUUGCAAAAGAAGCUUUCAGCAUCAAGAACUCAAUCAAAUAUGCCAACUGAACAAAGAGAGCAGCAUAGAGCUUAGUUCACCAUGAAAUUUUUUUCCCCCAUCCGCCAUUUCCAUGGAAAUGUUUUACUUCCUUUCCCUUAGAAAUGGAAGCAUUAAAGUGCCACUGUUACUGUAGAUUGUUCCAUGUACAUAACAAUUCAUCAAGGAAACUAGUUUGUGGAAGCAAUUGUGCUUGAA